UAAUGACAGUUACCAUUGUACAAAAAAAAAAUGGUAAAGAAAAAUACAAAACUAUUCGCAAACACGGAGGGUGCUGAUCUAAUCAAUUUUAUCAGUGUGUGCACGUACAAACAAUCUGCUUCGGAAUGCACGAAGUGUAGUUAAUCCAUUGGAGAGGCAGCCCGCGAAAUUAGCAGAAGCAAACCCUGGUGCUGGCCGCAACAGGAUCGCUCAUGUGAUCUGACUGGUGUACCCUUGUUGUUGUCCAAAUUUGGCCCCAAAAUCCUGAAACUACAUUGUUCUCCUGGUGGUCAUCACUUAUAUAACUGCCAGAAUCAUAUUUCGGCAGCUCCUGCACGUGUGCUGAUGGAAUGGGAAAAUGGAACUCCUCAUCUGUCCGGCGACGAUAACUAGCGUGAAUCUGUAGCGAUGCUGCUAAGCGCGCACGGGCCUAUCGCAGCAGAAUUUUACCACACAUACACACACCUGUUGGAGACACACAACAGCUUUUGUUUUUAAUCGGUUCUCGCCCACGGCGUUUGUUUUGCGAUCACCAUGGCAAUUGUUCGCGCUGAACCGACCGGAGUUCCGCCAACGGUCACAACCGUGGCCAACCCUUCCUCGGUACCUAUCUUCUGCUGGCGGGAGUUUGCGUGCGGUUGGGGAGCGGCCUUUGUAAACAUUACCGUCACCUACCCGAUCUACAAGAUGAUCUUCCGGCAAAUGUUGCACGGGGUGCAGCUAACGCAAGCUUUCGGGCAGCUGCGCAGCGAAGGAAUGACCUAUCUGUAUAGGGGUAUUUUCCCCCCGCUGGCUCAGAAAACCAUCUCCCUGUCGUUGAUGUUUGGUGUGUACGAUAGCACACGAAGGCCUCUGGUAGAAUACUGUAACGUGAAUCCCUACACGGCCAAAACGGUAGCGGGCAUGGUAGCGGGUACAUUCGAAGCCAUGCUGAUGCCAUUCGAGCGGGUGCAGACCCUGCUGGCGGAUGCGACGUAUCAUCAAAAGUAUCGCAACACUCAUCACGCGUUCAAAAUAAUCAUUCUGGAAAAUGGUAUUAAAGAGCUGUACCGUGGUUUGGUGCCGGUGCUCUGGCGCAAUGGACCAUCCAAUGCCAUGUUUUUCGUGCUACGAGAGGAAGCCGACAGUCGGCUACCAAAGCGGGUUUCAAUACUUUCGCAACGUACGCAGGAGUUUGUUGCGGGUGCUUGCAUCGGUGCAUUUAUCAGUUCGCUAUUUUAUCCCCUGAACGUGGUGAAGGUGACCAUGCAGUGCCGGGUCGGCGGUCCUUACGACAGUAUGUGGACGGCGCUAAGGCAGGUGUACAAUGAUCGGGACCGAAGGAUAAGAAAUGUGUACAAAGGUGUCAGCAUGAACUGCACGCGUGCAUUCUUUAGCUGGGGUAUCAUGAAUACGGCUUACGAGCAGCUGAAGAAAGUGUUCUACUGAAGUACUCGGUGAGCGGGCGCCCGGGAUUGCGCGGUGGUGUGAUCUCAGACCACAUUUCUCCCCUUUUUACUCUUCGCCAAAAGAAAACCACCCACUAAUAUGAGAUUUAAGCGUCCCAGCGUAAAGAGUGCACCAAAACGAGCGUUUUGUUACCCAUUGCAUUUAAUGCGAUCCCUGAUCCGGUUUCUGUGUGCAGACGAAACAGUUCUAGUUGUCCGUUCCUCGUUGCAAACAAACAAACAAAAAAGUUUGUUGCUCCCGCGUGCUUAAAGUAUUCUUCUGUCUAUUUCGGCUCUUGAUUGUAAAUAUAAAAUGGCAUGUAAAUAUUUGUAGGAUGUAAUGUACCUACCAACCGUCGUAUGUUCGUUUAGGUGUAGUGAAAUGUUGUUAGCAAACGAAACGGAUGGUAAUCGUUGCUUUAAGCGCAAGCAUAAUCCCAAAGGAUGUCCCAAUAUUAUUGGGUUGUGUCGUACAAUAAAACGUUCGAACCAGUUACGGUGGUUCGCGUGUAGGAAGAAAUCGAUCGAGGUUACCGGUUACGGUUGCCGGAAGUGCAUAACGAGAGCGAGGGUGUGUGAUAUGUACCGAAUUUCGCACUAAGAUGAAUAAAUCAAAACAAAUAUGCCAUGUUCAGCACAAACCGUACUAAAAA
Molecule: messenger RNA, 2080 nt
Organism: Anopheles stephensi (Asian malaria mosquito)
Lineage: Eukaryota; Metazoa; Arthropoda; Insecta; Diptera; Culicidae
Product: solute carrier family 25 member 51
Exons: 3
Coding region: 535-1428 (297 amino acids)
Source: RefSeq, a predicted model, not a curated record